Messenger RNA from Zingiber officinale, 2822 nucleotides. Its product is annotated as G-type lectin S-receptor-like serine/threonine-protein kinase At4g27290. Gene Ontology annotation, biological process: protein phosphorylation; recognition of pollen. The transcript has 8 exons. The record is from RefSeq and is a predicted model, not a curated record. Gene Ontology annotation, molecular function: protein serine/threonine kinase activity; ATP binding. The coding region runs from base 87 to 2552 and encodes 821 amino acids. Lineage: Eukaryota; Viridiplantae; Streptophyta; Magnoliopsida; Zingiberales; Zingiberaceae.
UCCAUUGCAGGUUCUGUUUAACUUUUUUCCACUCUGGCUUUCAUUAUCUUUCUUCGUAUGUUUAUGAUCUCUGACUAAGUCAGAAGAUGAUUACUUUAAUGAGGAGAUCCACUUUGAAUAAAAGGAGCGUUCUUGUUCUACUUUCUAUAACCAGAAAUUGCAGCUCUCUUCCUAUUUGUGUGGAAAAGGGAAUAAAAAUCAGAGAGAGAAUGUUCAUCGGCAGGGUUUGGAUUGUGCUUACAAUUUUUGCAGGAGUUAGGACAGCUCUUGGUCAGACAGACACACUGGAUCCUGGCAAAUCUUUGGUGGAUGGCCAAACCUUAACCUCUGCAAGAGAAAUCUUUGAGCUGGGAUUCAUCGCACCGAGCAAUUCGAGCAACAAAUACUUGGGAAUAUGGUUCAAGGAAAUCUUUGACCACCCUAUCGUAUGGGUGGCCAACAGAAACAUCCCUCUCAACACCUCCACAGGACUGUUGAGUCUCACUGCAACUGGGGAUUUGUUACUGUUAGAUCAAGCUGCAAAUGCUACUGUUUGGUCGACGGGCACAUCGAAUGCUAGCAGCUACCCUUCACUCAGGCUCUGGGAUUCAGGAAAUCUCAUCUUGACCGACAACAUGUCGGGUAAUAUCUUGUGGCAAAGUUUUGAUCAUCCUGGCAAUACUUUUUUGCCCGGCAUGAAGAUUGGAGUGGACAUCAGAGCCCAGCUCAAUAAGAAUCUCACAGCAUGGAAGAGUGUGUCUGAUCCUUCUCCAGGGGAGUACACCUAUGGCUUGGAAACUCGAGGAAUACCUGAAGCCUAUACAUGGAAAGGAACCUCUCCGAUCUUUCGAACAGGACCAUGGGAUGGCCAACGUUGGAGCGGCCGUCCUGAUAUGGCCUCAAACAAUGUUCUUAAGUUUCAGUUUGUCGAUGUCAAAGAUGAGAUAUACUACACAUUUGAAGGCCUGGACAAGAAUUUCCUAGGCCGAGCAGUUAUCAAUGAAAGUGGACAAUUGCAAAGAUUCGUUUGGUCGAAUUCGAGCAACCGAUGGGACCUUUAUUGGUCGGUUCCCUCAGAUCCUUGUGAUGAUUACGCCAUUUGUGGAGCAAAUGGGCAUUGCACAACCAACUAUUCGCCUAUAUGCCAAUGCUUGCAGGGUUUCAAACCCAAGUCACCUAAAGACUGGAACCUUAGAGAGUAUGCAGAUGGUUGUGUGAGGAUGACACCUCUGAAUUGUUCAUCAGAUGGUUUUUUGCAUCUGCAAAAUGUGAAGCUGCCUGUCACUCUCAAUGCCAGCGCAGCGAGCAACAUGACACUCGAUGAGUGCCGAGAUUUGUGCUCGAGGGACUGUUCUUGCAUGGCGUUUGCUAUGAUCAGAGGCAACAUGUGCGUCACUUGGCCUGCUGAUCUGAUGGAUAUUAGGUCAUUCGAGCAAGGAGGCAAUGAUCUAUACAUUCGGCUUGCAGCUUCUGAAUUAGAUUCACUAAGUGGUUCAGGAAAAAAGAAAUCACUGGCAAUGAUAGUCAUUAUUCCAGUGUUGAGUUUCCUUUUGCUUCUAUUUGUCGGUUUAUUCUUAUGGUUGAAGAGAAGCAAGCUCGUUAAAGUAGUAAACUCCUCCACUUCAAAAGAAACAGAGCCGGAGUUGCCUUUAUAUGGAAUGCAUUCAAUAAGAACUGCCACUAAUGGAUUAUCGAGAGACAAUAUAAUUGGAAUUGGUGGAUUUGGCCUUAUUUACAAGGGUAAGCUAGAAGAUGGACAGGAGGUUGCUGUGAAAAGAUUGUCUAAAGAUUCUGCACAAGGUAUAGAUGAGUUCAAAACUGAAGCUUUAAUCAUUACCAAACUACAACAUCGGAACCUUGUUCGUCUACUGGGUUGCUGCAUUGAGGACGAGGAACGAAUGUUGAUUUACGAGUACAUGCCCAAUAAAAGCCUAGAUACUUUUAUAUUCGAUGAAAGUAAGAGUACAUUACUGAAUUGGACAACGCGCUUUGACAUCAUACUAGGAAUUGCUCGAGGCCUCCUUUACCUUCAUCAAGAUUCUCGACUAAAAAUCAUUCAUAGAGACUUGAAGGCGAGUAAUAUUCUCCUCGAUCAUGAUUUAAACCCAAAAAUUUCAGACUUUGGGAUAGCAAAGACUUUCUGUGUGGGACAAACCGAAGGAAGCACAAAUAGAGUCAUUGGCACAUGCGGUUAUAUGUCUCCGGAAUAUGCAAUGGGAGGACAUUUUUCAGAAAAAUCAGAUGUUUACAGCUUUGGGGUCUUGCUGUUGGAGAUCUUGAGUGGUAAAAGAAGCACUAGUAUUUUUCAAGCAGAUCAACCGAAAAAUCUAUUAGGACAGGCAUGGAAGCUAUGGACAGAAGGUAGAUGCUCAGAACUUCUUGUUGAAUCAAGUGGAGAUUCUUAUACCAUGUCUAAAGCAUUAAGGUUCUUUCAAGUUGGUCUAUUGUGCGUACAAGAAGGGAGCGAAGACAGACCAUCAAUGUCAGAAGUAGUUUUGAUGCUAAGCAGCAACUCAGUCACGCUGCAUCAGCCUAAUCGUCCUGGGAUUUACGUCGCCAAGUCUUGCAUGUAAGGAGUUUGCCUUUCUAACGAGUACACUAAAUAUGUACCGGAGGGGCGAUCAAGCUGAAGUGAUCCUUAUAUUGAUCAAAGUUCUAUCUGUAGGUUGCUUAAGUUUUUUUUUUUUUUUGGUAUAUUUGUGAUCCAUAUAUCGAAAUGUCUUUUGUAUAUAGGUAUAUAGUUUCUAGUGUUGUCAAAAUGACCCCUCCAUGAUAUGUUUCUACACUAUGCAACAUCUUGAUGAUUUAUGCAUGCUCAACGAGUUAGCUAGCCUAUAUUAUCA